AUGACUGCUGUUGCAUCGCCACCAAGUGUGCAAUCCGCGCCUCGUCUAGGAUGGUACCCGACUGGUGACGGUGGACAAGGUGCCCUUACCUCAAUGAGUGCAGACGAGGUCUCGCGAAUGUUGAUGCCACGCAAGAGCGUCCAACGGUCAAACUCCUCGUCUUCCCUCUCCUCGAACUCCUCCAACUCAUCGACCUCCACGGUUACCUCCCAGCUGCCGAUACAGCCUCAGAGUAAUGGUGUUUCUGUCCCGGCCCAGGGACCCGGUGCAGACUCUUCCAACGCAACCACCAGAAAGAAACCGUCACGGUACACCUGGUCCAGCUCAAAAGCAGAUCCAGUCUCGGGCGUGACCAACACCCGGCCACAGACUGUGUCUGUUCCCCCAUCGGGAGUCUCUGCUUCUUCGGCCAUGUCUGCCCUUCACCAGACACCCCCCAUGGUCCCCCUGCAACACAUCAUGCCACCACAGCAGAAUGGAAUACGUCCUGGGAACAGACCACCCCAUGAACCAGCCGUUGUGCUCUCCCUCCUUCCUAUAAAUGGUACAUUUGAGCGGAAGCAGAUCAACGUGCCAUAUUUCCCAGAGGUGCUGCGUAUUGGCCGCCAAACGAACGCCAAAACGCUUCCCACUCCCGCCAAUGGAUACUUCGAUUCGAAGGUCCUCUCGAGACAGCAUGCCGAGGUUUGGUCCGACAGAGCAGGAAAAAUUUGGAUCAGAGAUGUAAAGUCGUCUAAUGGAACCUUUGUCAAUGGCCAAAGGCUGUCCCCCGAGAACAGAGACUCUGAACCUCAUGAACUGCGAGAACAUGACGUCUUGGAACUCGGUAUCGACAUUAUCAGUGAAGAUCAAAAGUCAAUCGUCCAUCACAAGGUUUCAGCAAAGGUCGAGCAUGCAGGCAUCCACGGACCUAACAUGAACAUCCUAGAUUUGAAUUUUGGUGACAUCGAUCCCACUACGGGUGGUGGCCUUCUCCCACACCACCUGAGUCAACCUCUGUCUCAUAUGCGUGGCCGGGCUGGAAGUGCAUCCUCUACUGCAAGUGCAGCAAGCGUACGCUCCGGACAAAGUAUGCCUGGGAGUCAUGCCAACCUCCUCCACCAGCAGAGACAGAUGAACUACUGGUCGUCUCCAAUCUCAAUUGAACAAGUUGUGAAAAAACUUACUUGUGAGAUGAAACAGGCAAAACAGCUGAAUCAUGACCUUGGCCAAACCUCUGGAUUCCUCAGUACUAUAUCUAAUCCAGAAACCACUAACAAGGAGCGGGCUAGCCUCCUAAACAAUGUUGCCGAGAGCAGCCCUGUUGGAACUAAACCACCCGUUCGGCCCAAGCUAAACAAGACCGAUUCUAUGUCGAGAUUCUCAGACCCUCCUGCACCACCCCCACAACAACCUCUACCCGAGAAGCCUGACGGCCCACCACGGACGUUCUCUACCGAUUCGCUACCGAAAAUGUCGUUAAGAAGAAAUGAUACCGAAAAGGCUAAAGCCGCAACCGACAUCACGCCAGCCCAAUCGAGCCAGAUACUAUCUUUGAUUGAAGCUUUGACCACCACCAAGAAAGAGUUAGACUUGCAGGCUAGUAAGGUCAAGGAGCUUGAGAAUAUGCUGCGUCGUGAGCAGAGUGCCCGUGAGAGUGCUGAAGAACGUGCACGGAAAUUAGAGAGUCAGCCACCAAGCCAGGAAUUGCUUCCAAAUGGGACCCAUCCCGGCCCAGACGAACAAGCAGACGUAGACUUGGGUGUGGUCGAUGAAGAGGGCAAGACUCCGAAUGACUCUACCGCCGAAUUCCCAGAGGGAAAAGACCUAAAGCCAACGACUAACACUGAGAUUGCGGAUGUGGCCCCCACUAUAGAGCCAGAUCCUUCAUCUGACGAGCUGAAGCGCCGCAUCGACACGCUGCUGGCCGAGAUGGAAACCGCGAAGAAGCAAAUGAACGAGUACAGAGAGUCUGCUGAGCGGGCGGAGAAGGAAGCUGCUGAGAGCCGCCAGACACUCGCGGAGAUGAUCGAGAAGAUCCGACAGGAGAAGGCUCAAGAGGCCACCGCAGCAGCCUCCAAGGGCUCGCUACGGUCCAGAGACGCCUUGGAAACCGAGGCCGCGGUCGUCACCGCCGCUUCACCGAGUGAUGAGUCGGCAGGCAGCUCUUCCAGCGCCAACCUCGAGCAGGUCAUCGAGAGCUGUCGCUCCAUCAACCCAGAGAAAAUAAAGGAGCUUGAGGCAGCGGCAACGGCUUUCGCGAAGCAAAAGAGGCAGGACUCUGUGUUGCUGGAGCAGUCUGCACCAUAUGCUUCUAUGCUUGGUGUUGUUUUGAUCGGAGUCGGGAUAAUGGCGUACCUAAAUGGCUGGCAUAAAGUCGAACGAUAA
This is a messenger RNA of Nannizzia gypsea CBS 118893, 2367 nucleotides long. Its product is annotated as vacuolar protein sorting-associated protein 64. Gene Ontology annotation, molecular function: protein binding. NCBI's taxonomy places the organism in Eukaryota, Fungi, Ascomycota, Eurotiomycetes, Onygenales, Arthrodermataceae. The transcript has 2 exons. Bases 1 to 2367 code for a protein of 788 amino acids. The record is from RefSeq and is a predicted model, not a curated record. Gene Ontology annotation, cellular component: cytoplasm.